AUGGAGACAGACACCGCUAGUACGCAGUCACUCCCGCAACCCCCGCACCUCACCAAAAGACGAGUCAGCUUUGCCGAGGCCCUAGCAGUUCGCCCAAAACUCAAGGAAGCUCCAGUUGACUCUGGAAGCAACCACGAAACUGAGGCUCUGGCAAAGAGGGAUAGAGAUGCUAUUAAGGCAGCUGCAGGAGGAUGGGAAAUCGAACGGUCAAUAUACAAGAAGAAAGUGGCCGGCUCACGCACGAAGGGAGAAGAAUCGCAGUUGCCAGUUCCGAAGGAACCUGUCAGAAGAAACACUGCGAUUUGA
Morchella importuna is the source of this 306-nucleotide messenger RNA. RefSeq lists its product as uncharacterized. Bases 1 to 306 code for a protein of 101 amino acids. The record is from RefSeq and is a predicted model, not a curated record. NCBI's taxonomy places the organism in Eukaryota, Fungi, Ascomycota, Pezizomycetes, Pezizales, Morchellaceae. The transcript has a single exon.